Molecule: messenger RNA, 1049 nt
Organism: Cyclopterus lumpus (lumpfish)
Lineage: Eukaryota; Metazoa; Chordata; Actinopteri; Perciformes; Cyclopteridae
Product: ras-related protein Rab-15-like
Exons: 8
Coding region: 70-675 (201 amino acids)
Molecular function (GO): GTPase activity; GTP binding
Source: RefSeq, a predicted model, not a curated record
UUCAAGGAUGCAGGUCGUGUGCUGCCUUCAGGGGACGUUGGAAAUGCUUUUGAAAACACAAGGUUGCUGAUGCUCGGAGACUCGGGGGUCGGGAAGACGUGCAUGCUGCGCAGGUUCACGGAAAGUUACUUUGAUCCUUCACACAUUUCCACCAUCGGAGUUGAUUUUAAAAUGAGAACACUAGAAGUAGAUGGAAUCAAGGUGCGAGUACAGAUAUGGGACACUGCGGGUCAGGAACGUUAUCAGACCAUCACCAAGCAGUACUACAGGCGUGCACAGGGCAUCAUCUUUGUAUACGACAUCACGAGCGAGUCGUCCUUCCAGCACAUAGUGAAGUGGGCCAGUGAUGUGGACGAAUACGCCCCGGACGAGGUGCAGAGGAUCCUGGUAGGAAACAAGUCUGAUGAGGAGCUCAGGAGGCAGGUAACAAAGGACCAAGGAAGCAAGCUAGCAGAAACCUAUGGGAUGGAGUUCUUUGAGACCAGUGCUUCCACCAGCAGUAAAAUCAGUGAGGCCUUCACUCGAGUGACAGAACUGGUGCUGCAGGCUCACAAGAGAGACGUGGAUAACUUGUUGGGAUCUCUAGAUGAUUAUCUGGACAAGGCCGCUUUAGAAGAGGAGAACGGCAGUGAAGGCACCGACUGCAACAACAUUCGGAAGGCCUGCACCUGUUAGGAGAGGGGCAGGUCGCAGUACUAUGGCUCAUACUUUAGCUUAAGACAUACAGUAUGUUCCCCACUCAGCCCUCCUCCGCCUCCUUCAUAGAUACUGGGAUCUGUUGGCCAGAAGGGUGCUCAAUUGGUUUACAUUCUGUAAGUAGGUGAGAUGGUAACUGCAGUUAGCAGCAGCGACCAGCAGAGGGCAGUUUCUGUUGCCUGACUGCUGAGCCCUGGACCCAGUGGAGAGAACGGCUGCAGUGACUUUGCUCUCUCAAACCUAUCAAUGCACAUGCUCGCUUGAUUUUCCCUGGUGUAAUGCUCUAUACAGCUACACAUUGUUAGGUUGUAUCAUACAACCUAACAAUGUGUAGCUGUUGUUGUUGUAUCAUA